ACCAAUUGAAACAAGCCUUUAUAAAAGUGUCAUGUUAUGACAUCUUGAGCAGAACACUUUACAUUACAUUUUUAGGUUAAUGUAUUUAUGGUGAAGUCGAAUAACGUGCAUGCAACAAAAAUUUAAUAUGACAUCGCAAUUUACUUGUAUAACGUGUCGAGUAGCAUUCCAAGAUGCAGAAAUUCAAAGACAACAUUAUAAAACCGAUUGGCAUCGUUAUAAUUUAAAACGCAAAGUAGCUGAAUUACCUUCAAUAACAAGUGAAGAAUUUCAAAAAAGAGUUUUAGCUCAACGUGAAAAAGAUGAAGCCGCUGGUCAAGUGAAUACCGCCUAUUGUCAAGCAUGUAGAAAACAUUUUAACACAAUAGCAGCGUAUGAAAAUCAUUUAAAUUCGAAACGACAUAAAGAUAAUACGAUGAUUCAGGAUAAUAUGAGUGAUUCAGUUUUAUCAACCACUUCAUACGAUCGUGUAACGUUUUCCAAAAAAAUGCGUAGAAGUUCAUUAUCCGACGAAGAGAAUAUGGAAAUUGAAGAAGUUGAUUCCGAUGAGUGGGAUGAAGAUACAGAAAAUCCAAUUGAAGGAAAUAAUUGCUUAUUUUGUUCACAUCAUAGUAAAAAUUUAGUGAAGAAUUUGAAUCAUAUGACUGUUGCACAUUCGUUUUUCAUACCCGAUGUAGAAUAUUGUACGGAUGUCAAAGGAUUGUUAAUGUAUUUGGGUGAGAAAGUUACCCAAGGUUAUAUGUGUUUAUGGUGUAAUGAUCGCGGUAAAACAUUCCACUCGAAGGAAUCAGCUCAACAGCACAUGAUUGACAAAGGACAUUGUAAAAUGUUACACGAAGGCUUGGCGCUCGCUGAAUACGCUGAUUAUUACGACUAUAGUUCAUCAUAUCCCGAUGCAGAGGAAGAAAGUGUAGAUGCUGAUUCUGAAGUAUCAGUACCUACCAUAGAUGAUUCUGAUUAUCAAUUAGUUUUACCAUCUGGAAUUACUGUGGGCCAUCGAUCUUUAAUGAGAUAUUAUAAGCAAAGUAUCGAUCCGUCUAGGCAACAAGUUGUUCCAAAAUCAAAUAAACGUUUACAUAAAGUUUUAGCUGAGUAUCGCGCUUUAGGUUGGACGGAAACACAACAAAAAGCAGCUGCCAGAAAAGCUCGUGAUUUGCAUUAUAUGAAACGUAUACAGUCUAAGGCAUAUACAAAAUUGGGCGUCAAAGCAAAUAAAUUCCAACCACAUUUUAGAGCUCAGGUUCAAUUUUAAACAAUGCAUUGUUACUUCAGAAAUUAUUUUGUUAAUUGGUUUUGAAUUAAAUUUUUUGUAUUAAAACAAA
Chrysoperla carnea is the source of this 1322-nucleotide messenger RNA. RefSeq names its product zinc finger protein 622. Gene Ontology annotation, biological process: ribosomal large subunit biogenesis. Gene Ontology annotation, cellular component: preribosome, large subunit precursor. Lineage: Eukaryota; Metazoa; Arthropoda; Insecta; Neuroptera; Chrysopidae. The transcript has 2 exons. The coding region runs from base 110 to 1252 and encodes 380 amino acids. The record is from RefSeq and is a predicted model, not a curated record. Gene Ontology annotation, molecular function: nucleic acid binding; zinc ion binding.